AUGAAGAGAUUUUGGAGAUCUAACCUGAGUGACAACGGAGACGGAGACCGUAAUCUACCUUCUUCGGACCAUGAAGGCACCCAGGGGCCUCAACCGGAAAUACGUCCAAGCAGAAGCAUCAACUCGAACGAGUCACAGGAUUCGCUAAAAGACCUUCGACCCAUGUUUGGGCGACAAGGCGGUGGCAGGUCCAGUUCUAGCGCAAACCAGGGGGUCUACGAUGCAAGCUUGAACUUGAACCCGACUAUACUGGAUGCUGGAAUAAGCUCAGGCGGGCCAAGCGACCAGAGCUCAAACGCAAAAAGUCUUUCGAUAUUUUCCAGCAAACAAUCAUCUUACUCAAGUAAACAGUCAUCACGCCAAAGUUCCAGCGGCAGUGGCUUUCGGAAACUCCACAAUAGCUUUGGGUUUGGCCAGGCUUUACACACACUAAAUGUAGUUGAAGAAAACGAAAAUGACCCACAGGGCCAAGGCCACGCGCCAGAAGAUCAUAGCACGUUGGAAAAAUUGAACCAAAUCAGCGAAGACUUGGUUUACAUUAUGCUACAGUAUGACAACUCGUCUAUAAAUCUCACUACUGCCGUCAUUAAUCUGAUUGACUGCUUUAAAAACUUCACCAACAAACUGCGAAAUGGCGACCAGGGACACCAGGGAAAUGUCAGUACUCGCAACAACAAGAGCUUGAGAAAAAUUGUCAAGAUAUAUCUCACAUUUUAUGACAACUUGUUGAAAGAAGAAGUUCACAUCAAAUUGAAAUUGCUAUUGGUGAAGCAUUUCAAUGAUUUUGCCGCCAAACUAAAAAACGAUGCUCAACUGCUGCUGCUGCUGCUGAAUGAUGUGCUUGUCAAACCUCGCAAUUUUGCCGUUGGUGAACGAGAUAAUGGCAAGUUCCCCAAUGAAGAAGCAAUGUCCAAAAUAAUCGACAAAAUGUCUCAGCAAACUACUAUCUCCGUUAAGGAACAAAAUGGAUCAUUUGUAGCACCCAUCAUGAGGGGUGUUUCCGAUAGCCUAAAGAUUCUUUGCUUAUACUUUGGGUACCCUGACCCUCAACCAAUGCAUCAAAAAUUGGCGGGCGCUAUUCAGGAAUUGUACGACGACAUCCACAUCAUCAUCGCCAAGAACCGCAUCGAGCUCGCCUCGGCUUCGGUGCAUCCACUGCCGCAGCCACUGGCCAAUAUCCUGUCACUACCUCAGCUGGUGUCAAGCUCCAAUAUACCUACACCACCACCACCACAAAAAUUCAAGCUUCCAUUCCGAAUACCAACCGAUCCAAUGGAGCCACCCAUGUCAAUGUCCAUUUCCACUGAAAGUUCACUCAAGACUUCGGGAACCGUAGGCGGCUACAUCUACCCCAAGAUCAAUCUCAAAAAACAGCCGCACUUGAAAAGCUACACCACUUCCAAAUUUGCCAUUUCGUGUGGCCAUGUUUGCCUCGACUCGCAAAAUCCAAACUCCUAUGCCAACAUCGCGGCUCCCUCGGCUGCUCUAAUUGCACUAUACAAGCAAGCAUUGAGGUCGCAAUACGAUCGAGCCGGCGGCGCGAUGAGCGACUCGAGGGUGGCGUACAAGGCAGUCUUGAACCAGCUAGAAAAGAUGUUUCCGCAAAAGGACAUCAAGGUGUUUGAUAAAGAAAGAGGCGAGCACCGCGAGUUUCGCAACUUGCCCCAGUUGAGAUUUGGCCAGAUCAUAUGGGGCGAAAGGUCCUUGAUUGCGUUGAGCACCCAGACGAAUGCAAUCAGCGGCGUAACCGAAAAGAAACUAUCCGACUUGGCAAUCAUCAAAGUUAAUAAGCAACUCAGGUGCUCUGCCAACUAUUUGGGCGACGACGUGGCGUUCAACGAGUACGACCCGGCGUUGAUUAUGGACAAUAUGUACGUGCGCAAAGUGUUGAAUUUGAAAAGGUUUACUCCCAAACCGGUGCUGGAAGACACAAAGGAUGUCGAUUCGCAAGUCUCGUCGUUUGAGCAACAGCAAAGUUACCAUGGCAUUGAAGUGUUCAAGUAUGGAUCGACUACAAAGUACACGCGCGGCAAUUUGAACGGCAUCAAGUUGGUCUACUGGUUAGAUGGAGCUAUGCACUCGCUGGAGUUUAUCGUCAACUCACAGGAACACAACGUGGCAUUCGCUAGUGGUGGCGAUAGUGGAAGCUGGGUGUUGACGAAAUUGCAGGAUUUGAACCCCGAGGCUCAUGGAUUGGGUGUUUUGGGAAUGUUGCAUUCUUAUGAUGGCGAAUUCAAACAGUUUGGGUUAUUUACGCCCAUGUGUGAGAUCUUGACUCGUUUGGAAGAAGUUACCAGUAUCAAGUGGGGGGUUGUCGGGUGCAGCGACGAAAAGGAACAUUUAACCGAUUCGGACUCAAGCUCAGACUUGGACUCAAAUGGAGACAUUGACGAUAUAGAAUAG
Messenger RNA from Lodderomyces beijingensis, 2403 nucleotides. NCBI's taxonomy places the organism in Eukaryota, Fungi, Ascomycota, Pichiomycetes, Serinales, Debaryomycetaceae. The record is from the annotation of a GenBank genome assembly.